AGGCGGCCAACGGUUCGCGAAAUGGGCGCCUAGCCAGGAAGUAGGUGAUAAGGAGAACCAGGGUGUCCCGGAGAAAUUUCAAGAUGGGGAACUGCCAAGGGUUGUGUCGAUAUUAAAAUCUUCUCAGAGAGCAAACUGCCCCUUGGAAAAGAAAUUAACUAAGGUCUCAUUCAAAAAUUCUCCUGCACGGCACACAAUCCCUCACAAAAGAGAAGAAAAUACUGCUUGGGAGGAUAUUCGUAAACUUGACGAAGAACAGAACUGGACAGAGAGAACGCAAGUUGUGACCAAGGAAGAGCAUAAUUUUUACAUUGAAACAGCCAAGGAGUUACUUGACCAGCUUAUAGCUGAUUUACCCUGCUUUAGGGGGCAAUCAGGCACAGCUAUAAACAUGACAACUAAUGCUGAUCACCCAGAAAUUGAUGAAUCUGAGAUGUCUGUUGGCAAUAUCACGCAAGGGUCCGAAGGGCAUCAGAAUGGACCUAAUGAUGAUUUAGAUACAGAGCUCAUGUCGGACUUUUCAAAGUUACAAAUUAACAGUAACGACUGUCCACGCACAUUUUCACCAAUUGGUAGUGAUAGGGCAUCACCUGAUGAGCAAGAGAACUUCAUAGACAGUAACGAAGACAUCAACAAACUCCUUGCUCCACAUGAAAAUGACAACAUAGAAGAUGAUGUGUCGUCCACAGGAAAUGGUCACACUGACAAUUUACUUAAGGAGAUAACCAGUGAGGAACACUCAUAUAAGUCAGCUGAACUGUUUUCAGUGAACCCCUCGGAGCUUGAAAAUGAGUUUCAAGAGAGAAAUACACUGAAUGAAGAUGUGAUAAGUGGUGAAAAGACAGAGGAUGUUCAAGCUCUGUUUGAAAAAGAUGCAGUAAACCAAGUAGAGGUUGAUGAUCAGUUCGGAGAUGAGGCAUUUAAGCCAGCCAGUGAAGCCAUGUGGGAGCUUGACUAUUUGGAGCAGUGUGGCAACAACAGUGAGGACUUUCAAAUGUCAGCCCUGGCACGUCAGUCUUUGUAUGUUAAAUUUGAUCCACUUGUCAAAGGAGGAAGUUCUCAAACUCCAGUCAAGCGAGGUGUUGGGAUGAGAAAUAUGGCUCCACAGAAACCUCUGAGCAUGGGCGACAAUCUUCUCUUCAUGGAUUCACCAGCACCCUCCGCGAGGACCUCAGUACUUCAAGGAAGCCAAACCAACGAAGACCAAACUCUGUUAGAACAGGCAGACAGCCCGUGCGGGGUGGACAAGUUGUUAAACUUUUCUCCUUCCGAGACAGCUAAGGGUACGAAAACCGAAAUCGAAGAAGAAGAGGAGGAUAUAACUGUGGAAGAAUCCAACAACAUUGUGGAAACGCAUUCUGCGCCAGAGAUAAGCAAUAUUGAGGUGAAAGAGGAAGAAGCGCCGCGCGACAAGGUGCGGCUAUUUACCCAAGAAGAAUUAGAUGCAGCUGUUAAGAAAGAGACGGAAGCUCUCCGUAAACAGGCGCUGUUCAGUAGCAAAGACGAGUUUGAGGCAGCAGUCAAAAAGGAGACCGAAACUCUACGUCAGCAGAUGGAAGAGGAGGCUACAAUUCGUGAAAUGGAGAGCAAAGAAUUAACGGAAAGAAAUGAACAGUUAAGAAGAGAAACAGGGGAAUUAAGGGUUGUGAUGCAAGAAUACGAGAAGACCAUCGCUGAUAUGAUCGAAAAAAAUCAGAAGUCACAAGACCAAUUUAAUCACUCAACUUCAGAGGUGGCGAAAGAGCGAGACCAGCUUCAAUCUGAUCUGACAGCGGUAGAGACGGCCUUCUCAGAUCUACAUAGGAGAUACGAGAAACUCAAGGGAGUCGUGGAAAAUUUUAAAAAGAAUGAAGAAAUACUGAAAAAGGCAACCACUGACUACCAAGAGAAGCUAAAAAGAUCUGAAGAAAAAUAUCGCAUGUUAAAGAAGCACGCUGAAGAAAAAAUAGAAAGUGCCAAUAUCGAAAUUGCUCGAGUACGGAAAUCCAACGAGUCAGAGAUAGCGGUAAUGAAAGCGGCACUUAAGAAGGAACAAACGAAAUCAGCUAGCUUAGAGAUGAGUCUACAGCAAAAGAUAUCCGAAAACGCCGAACUCACGUCGAUUUGCGACGAACUUAUAAACAAAAUGGGAGGACAGCGAUCAUAGCAACACUAGUGAUUUUGUCUCUCCUUCAAAUUCCUGCUGGUUCUUGUCUUUUUUGGUGGAAGAAAGUUUAAAGAUGUUGUAUAUUUAGCGUAAGUUUUGUGGAGUAAGCGGAGGGCGGUCCAACGGUGAGAACACAGCGACUCGUCGACUCAAUUUUCUAUUGGUCAGUGGUGGAUCUCAAGACUAAUUUAGUGCUCCUUCCUUUUACGACUGUUACAGAUGGUAGAGAUAUUUAUAUACCGUCCUUGGACAAAUUCUUGGGCGUCUGUACAGUUGUAACUUUAGUUCACAAAACCUUCUUUUGUAAUGGCUCUUCCGCUUUAGGACUGCCUGUUAGAUCAUUGUUGGAAUGUAAUCUUACUGUAAAUUCUCAAAUUCUGUCUUUUCCAUUCGACUAGGAGAAAAAAAAAAAAAAACAAUUAAGUUAAUACCUUACCUUGUUCUAAUAGAACAAAACAUAAACAAAAUGAUACAAGAAUCAAUGUAUAGCGCGCAAAGUUGGUCACGCUUGUAACAAUAUUGUACAUUACUGUCUCUUACCGGGCAAGACUGGACACGAACUAAUUAAGGGUAAAGAAAUUCUGGAUGAUUUGAUGACUUCGAUUUCCUUUUUCGGUUGCCGAAUUUCAUCAUAUGUAAAAGACCAUAAUAAUGACCGUCAUGUAUUCAUCAGCGAAUGAUUUCAACAGGAUAUUGUCGAAUGAUAAUCUUUGGGUUUAAUUACCGAACCAAGCAUGAGGUGCUGUGAUGUCAGUUUUUUUGUUUGUUUCUUUUAUCCAUUUCUUUUGUCUAGCGAAGCCUGAAGUGUCACUAAAUCAUAUGUACAAAAUGA
Pocillopora damicornis (cauliflower coral) is the source of this 2978-nucleotide messenger RNA. RefSeq names its product transforming acidic coiled-coil-containing protein 3. Gene Ontology annotation, cellular component: cytoplasm. The record is from RefSeq and is a predicted model, not a curated record. Gene Ontology annotation, biological process: cerebral cortex development; nuclear migration; mitotic spindle organization. Lineage: Eukaryota; Metazoa; Cnidaria; Anthozoa; Scleractinia; Pocilloporidae.